Molecule: messenger RNA, 348 nt
Organism: Opisthorchis viverrini
Lineage: Eukaryota; Metazoa; Platyhelminthes; Trematoda; Opisthorchiida; Opisthorchiidae
Exons: 2
Coding region: 1-348 (115 amino acids)
Source: RefSeq, a predicted model, not a curated record
AUGCACACAUCGCAAACGAAUGACAAUCCACGGAAGGAUAUCUAUAACUCAGAUAUGAGCAACGCAAAUUCACCAACCACAGACGUCUCCAACUACGGCGUAUAUAAGCCAAGGGAUGGCAUUCCAAAGCUCCACACCUGCAGUAAUACUGACAAAAACAAUCCGCCUUUACUCGAUGAAUGCGCGAUGCACCAAACGAGAUGUUAUGGCCAAAGUGGGUCAUGUAGGAGGAUGAUGCAGCAAUCUAUCUCAGUAGUAUCUGUCCGCCCAAAGCAAUAUACAGUAUCCAAAAUAGGAAAACGUGGGGUUGCCGCUUUGAACACACGGGCCAUCAGUGACAUAAAAUAA